Messenger RNA from Nematolebias whitei (Rio pearlfish), 2812 nucleotides. Its product is annotated as E3 ubiquitin-protein ligase SMURF2. The coding region runs from base 362 to 2539 and encodes 725 amino acids. The transcript is spliced from 17 exons. Gene Ontology annotation, biological process: negative regulation of BMP signaling pathway; ubiquitin-dependent protein catabolic process. Gene Ontology annotation, molecular function: protein binding; ubiquitin protein ligase activity. The record is from RefSeq and is a predicted model, not a curated record. Lineage: Eukaryota; Metazoa; Chordata; Actinopteri; Cyprinodontiformes; Rivulidae.
GCCGAGCCGAGGGGGAGGACUCAGUCCGCGGCAGGCAAGGAGGCUGCUCUCUCCCGAGAUGUGGAGCUAGAAACACCUCAGCAGCUCAUCUCCGCGCUUCAGCAACAACCGAGGAGGCGAAGUCUGUGCGGCAGAACCGCACGCGCCCUUUCCCCCUUUUUCUUUUCUUUUUCGCAUUGAUGAGCGACUGUGGCAGUUCACAUCCGGGCCACAGGGCUCUGACUCCAUCACUGCCUAAAACUGACGGAGAGCUUGAUUAAACCUUAUUUAUCGGGGUUUUUUUUGUUUGUUUGUUUGUUUGUUUUGUUUUUGUUUUCCGAACCACACGUUCUGUCAGUGCUCGCAGAGUUUGGAUCAAGAGAUGUCUAACCAAGGAGUUCGGCGGAAUGGACCCGUGAAGCUGCGACUAACAGUUCUGUGUGCCAAAAACCUGGCGAAGAAGGACUUCUUUCGUCUCCCUGAUCCCUUCGCCAAGGUAGUCGUGGACGGUUCAGGGCAAUGCCACUCGACAGACACUGUGAGGAACACGCUUGACCCCAAGUGGAACCAGCACUAUGAUCUAUACAUUGGAAAAUCUGACUCAAUCACUAUUAGCGUGUGGAACCACAAGAAGAUUCAUAAGAAACAAGGAGCUGGAUUCCUGGGCUGCGUUCGUCUUCUGUCCAACGCCAUCAACCGCCUUAAAGACACGGGCUACCAGAGGUUAGACUUGAACAAGCUGAGCCCCAACGACAGUGACACAAUCAGAGGGCAGAUUGUAGUGAGCCUGCAGUCACGGGACCGGAUAGGCACAGGAGGUCCUGUGGUGGACUGCAGUCGGCUGUUUGACAAUGAUCUUCCAGAUGGCUGGGAGGAGAGGAGAACUGCGUCUGGACGGAUCCAGUACUUGAACCACAUCACACGCACUACACAGUGGGAGAGGCCGACCAGGCCUGCAUCAGAGUACUCCAGCCCCGGCAGGCCACUCAGCUGCAUCGUAGAUGAAAACACGCCCAUUAGCACAAAUGGUGCCACCCCCACCACAGCGUUACCGCCCAGUAAUGGUGACCAGCGGGCACAGGAGAGACGGGUGCGAUCGCAGAGGCACCGUAACUAUAUGAGCAGAACCCACCUGCACAUGCACCCAGACCUUCCUGAGGGCUACGAGCAAAGGACGACGCAGCAAGGCCAAGUUUACUUUCUCCAUACUCAGACCGGCGUCAGCACGUGGCAUGACCCCAGGGUACCCAGAGAUCUAAGUAAUGUGAACUGUGAGGAACUUGGUCCUCUACCACCAGGAUGGGAGAUACGAAACACCGCCACAGGGAGGGUUUACUUUGUCGAUCACAACAACCGGACCACGCAAUUCACAGACCCACGCCUCUCAGCAAACCUGCAUCUAGUCUUGAACCCAAGUUCUAAUGGCUCUCGAGGAGGCAGUGAAAGUCAGAAUGUCAGUCGUCAGAACCAGACGAAGGAUCAGGCGCAGCAGGCUCUGGUGUCCCCGGGCCAGCUCCCAGAGGAGGCGGAGUGUCUCACGGUGCCCAAGUACAAGAGGGACCUGGUUCAGAAGCUGAAGAUCCUCCGGCAGGAACUGUCCCAGCAGCAACCUCAGGCCGGUCACUGCCGCAUCGAGGUGUCCCGCGAGGAGAUCUUUGAGGAGUCGUACCGGCAGGUGAUGAAGAUGAGGCCGAAGGACCUGUGGAAAAGGCUCAUGGUGAAGUUCAGAGGUGAAGAAGGACUUGACUAUGGAGGGGUGGCCAGGGAGUGGCUGUAUCUGCUGUCCCAUGAGAUGUUGAAUCCAUAUUACGGCCUGUUCCAGUACUCCCGUGACGACAUCUACACGCUGCAGAUCAACCCCGACUCCGCCGUCAAUCCCGAGCACCUGUCAUACUUUCACUUCGUAGGCCGCAUCAUGGGGAUGGCAGUGUUUCAUGGCCACUACAUCGAUGGGGGCUUCACUUUACCGUUCUACAAACAGCUGCUGGGUAAACCCAUCACUUUGGAUGACAUGGAGUCUGUCGACCCCGACCUGCACAACAGCCUGGUUUGGAUCCUGGACAAUGACAUCACAGGUGUGCUGGACCACACCUUCUGUGUAGAGCACAAUGCUUACGGCGAGAUCAUCCAGCAUGAGCUCAAACCAAAUGGUAAAAGCAUCCCGGUCACUCAGGACAACAAGAAGGAGUACGUCCGCCUCUACGUCAACUGGCGUUUUCUGCGAGGCAUCGAGGCCCAGUUCUUGGCUCUGCAGAAAGGCUUCAAUGAGGUCAUCCCCCAACACCUGCUCAAGUCUUUUGAUGAGAAGGAGCUGGAGUUGAUCGUGUGCGGCCUGGGGAAGAUCGACAUCAACGACUGGAAGUCCAACACGCGGCUCAAGCACUGCACUCUGGACAGCAACAUCGUGAAAUGGUUCUGGAAAGCUGUGGAGUCCUUCGACGAGGAGCGCAGGGCCCGGCUGCUGCAGUUUGUUACCGGCUCUUCAAGAGUUCCUCUGCAAGGUUUUAAGGCCCUGCAAGGUAAAAAAAAAAAAAAAAAAAAAAAGGGCCAAAAAUCAUAGCUAUUAGCCAGGUUGUGUUGUUUUAAUGCGUACUGAAUGCUAAUUAAAACAAUGUCUCUUUGGUGCUCAGUCUCUGUCAGCACACUUUAGUAAUUAUAAACCUGAUAAGUUUACUGACUUUAAUGUAUAUUUAACAGAAUAAAGGAAUCACGGCUGUUGUUUUAGAGACAUUUUGCAGGAAAAUGGCAGCAUUAGCACCGAUUUUUAUAUCUGAAAUGAAACCGUUUAUCUCAGUGUCCAUUUAUCUAAUUGAAAUUCAAUAGCAAAAAAUUG